Molecule: messenger RNA, 2507 nt
Organism: Polyodon spathula (Mississippi paddlefish)
Lineage: Eukaryota; Metazoa; Chordata; Actinopteri; Acipenseriformes; Polyodontidae
Product: NEDD4-binding protein 3-A-like
Exons: 5
Coding region: 412-2202 (596 amino acids)
Cellular component (GO): cytoplasmic vesicle
Source: RefSeq, a predicted model, not a curated record
CCUAGGAUGGGGGCCUCCUGUCAUCCACUGGGGAUCUCUGAGCUGCUGCUGACAGCUUGCAUCUGUUAUUAGAAGAAAGAAGCUUUAUAGAAGUGAUGUGUGCCUCCUCCACUCGGCAGUGUGCAAGUACCCAGGUUCCCAGACCAGCACAACAGGGAGGGAGGGUUUGAUUCAUCUCUUCAGUCCUGACGCCAGAGCACAUCCAGAUUCAUCUCUUCAAUCACAAUGCCAGAGCACAUCCAGAUUCAUCUCUUCAAUCACAAUGCCAGAGCACAUCCAGAUUCAUCUCUUCAAUCAUAAUGCCAGAGCACAUCCAGAUUCAUCUCUUCAGUACCGACUCCAGAGCACAUCCAGUGUUGUGAGGUCCACGAAAUAAGGAAGGGGAUCUCCCUGUGCACUUCCUAAUCAUCCAUGGCGACAGCACAGGCCUUGCCCCUGACCAGCGAACCUAGCACCCACUUCUGUGACCUCUACCCCCUCCCCUCCCAGCGUGGCCAGUACAGGACAACCAUGGGAAGUGUGGGCAGCCUGAUCGAGAAGCCGGACCUGUCCCCAGAGUCGCUGCACAGCAGCAGGGCCGUGCCCCAGGCGGGACCCAGGCAGCCCGACGGCCUGCUCAAGAAGGGCCUUGCCCAGAGGGAGUUGCUUAACUAUCUGAACAUCACCAAGAAGGACCCCAAACCAGGCAAGAGGACAGUCUCCUCCAUCAAGAGGGAGCAUGGCUCAGAGGAAGGAGAGAACAUCUACAGCAAGAUGCAUCACAAACACGGCAAGGAGAUUGACCUGACCAAGAACUCUCUGCCGCUGGAAAAGUCCCGGUGUCGACCCUCUGCAUUCAAACCAGUAACUCCCAAGAACUUCAGCUCCAUGCAGAACCUGUACCCCUCCAGACACAAGGACCCAGAGAAGGGACUCCCCAACGGGCUUCAUCACGUUUCCUAUGCCACGGUCUCCCCCUCCCGGAGCGGUCCCGCCAGGCCCCCUCCGCCCCGGGCCCUCAGCCAGCAGGAUGAGGAGAACAUGUCUGACUCGGGACACCACUCCCUGAACAGCCUCCCGCCCUACCGGCCCCCCUUCAAGGCUCACUUGGGCCAGAUCAGCGCCUCCAUGAGCCACAUCAACCACAUCGGCUCGCUGGAGCGUGGCUCGGCAGGCUCCCGGGGGGGCCGGUCCACGGCCUCGGAGCUGUCGUGCCGCAGCAUGGCCACGCUUCACCGGCUGCAGGGCUGCGAGGGAGAGGCACCCCCGCCCUACCAGGCCUCGCUCUCCAUGGAGGAUAUGGUGAAGGACCUGGAGGAGAGGCUCCUGGAGAAGGAACACGAGCUGAAACAUGUGAGGAGGAACCUGGACGAGAGCGAGGACGCCAUCGCUCAGGUGGGGAUCUCCUUCCAGAAACAGGUGUUUGAAAAGAGGCAGCGGCUGUGGGAGAAGGAGAUCGAGGAGCUCAAGCGGCUCUACGCCACCAAGCUACGGCAGAUCUCCCAGCAGGCCCAGCGCUCGCAGCGCACGCUGCAGCUGCAGCUGUACAAGGCGCAGCAGGAGAAGCACAGGCUGCAGGAGGACCUGGGUGCGCAGCGUCGGGAGUGUGAGGUGUUAAAGACUGUCGAACAGGGACAGGACAACCCCAGACUGGAGGAGACCAAGUGGGAGGUGUGCCAGAAAUCAGGCGAGAUCUCCCUCCUGAAGCAGCAGCUGAGGGACUCGCAGGCAGAGGUGGCUCAGAAGCUGGGCGACAUGUUCAGCCUGAAGACGCAGCUGAGAGAGACGAGGGUGGAAAUGCGAAGCAAGGACAACGAGAUCGAGCAGCUCCGAGACUCCCUGCGACGCACCCUGCAGGAUGGAGAGCAGGACGGAGAGGGUGAGGGCAGGGAGGGGAGGGGGCAGCAGCAGGGCUCCACAGAGGAGAGGCUGAGGGCGGAGCUGCUCCUGGAGAGAAGACAGAAUGAAGCCCAGACCUCCCUCUUCGAGUCGGAGCGACGCACCUGGCAGAAAGAGAAGGAGAAGGUGAUCAGGUACCAGAAGGAGCUGCAGUUGGGCUACCUGGAGAUGUACCACAAGAACCAAGCCUUGGAGAAGGAGCUGCAGGAGCUGCGAGGAGGAGGAGGAGGGGGGGAGAGCGGCAGCAGAAGCAUAGGGACCAAUGACCCACAGCAGCCCACAGGCCUGCCCUGGAUAGAGAGGAUUGAGUCCUCUGAAAUAUGACUGCGGACAGAGGAGAAAGGAGGGCCGGAAAUAAAUAAUGAAUGCAACAAUCUGUGGGCAAAAGAAGCUAAAGCUAAAAGAACCCAGUGCUUGUGCGGUUGUUUGUUAUUGGAUGACGCGUCCUUCAAUCCAGGAAGCUGCUGCAGAAGGUGCUGCUCUUGGGAGUCUGGGACUACAGGAAAAUGAGACGUCAACACUGCAAGCUGUCUUGCAAAGUCUUUUCACUUUUGAAAGGGAUUUUUUUUUUUUUUUUUUUUACAUAACAAUUAAUCGACAUCUCUGUGAGGGGAAAAAAAAAUCUGAAA